GUUGACGUGUUUCUCUCUUCGACCGCCGUCCCACGUCUUGCUCGAAACGUCUUCUCGUCACGCGUGAGCAUCUGCUAUGAGUCAACUUCUCGGAGCUCCUGCUCCUCCUCUUUCCCGGCUAGUCCAAUUCUGAAAAAUACGCAAAUAUGCCGCCGCCCGAGUUGCCUAGUGCCGCACCCGCGCUCGUGCAUUCUGUACCGCAUCCUUUCUACAUAAAAGACCAUGCAGGCUUUUCCCCCGACGCCCUCCCCACUUUCUUCUUAAGCCCCUCGCGAAGCGUUCUGUACUAUCCACCCGCAUACGCAUCACCCACAUACGCAUCACCCCGAUACGCACCGCCCGCAUACGCAUCACCCACAGUGCAAAUCGCCAUGCCGAGCACCACCAAGCGUGUUCACUUCGACCUCCCCACCGCGACGCCGUCGCCUUCCUUCUCCGACACCUCGCUGCCCUCGUCCGCGGGCCCGAACACGCCGCCGCAGUUCGCGCAGUCGCCUCUGUACCCCGUGCAACAGUUCCUCGACUCCCCCGCUUCCUUCGCCUCCGUCCCGUACGCGUCUGCCCACGUCCGCAUCCACCCCGCGCUCGUCACCCCCAAUGCCGCGCUCAUCUGGGACAUGGUCCAGCACCCCGCUGCGGCAUACGACCCGAGCACCGCCCAGCCCCUCCCACCCGCGCUCCUCGCCGCGCCCGCGACGCAACCCCCACUGCCCUCGCUCACCAUCAUCUGCGACCUCCUCCCAUGGUCGAUCACCGUCACGCCCGCGCCCGCGUCCGCACUCUCUCCGCGCCCGCAGUGCAUCACCGUCGGCGACGUCCUCGGCACCGUCUACCGCACGCUCCGCCUCGCCGUCUCCGACGUCGAGCUCAACUACCUCCCGCACGAGGUCCGCGAGCGCGUGCACGCUGCGUACCACACGCGCUGCCGCAUCGCCCCCGACGAGCGCACGCGCAUGAUCGAGAAGAGCAAGGGCGUCAAGCGGGUGGACUUCUUGAUGGAGGCGCGGAGGUUUGUUGGGCUCGCGAUCGUCAUGGGCGGCCCGCCGCUCAAGGGCAAAGGUCUCGGCGAGGUCUGGUCGCUGCAGGUCGCACUCGCGUGAGCGACCGUCAUCAACUUAUUCAUUAUUAAUAAUCAUUAUGCACUCCACCGACGAGCACUCCCGCCGAUACGCGCGUCGCCACUUCAGGCGAUCGCGCGGACUGUGUCUUUAUUCCUACGCUAUUCGAUCCCCGUCUCCUUAGGUUCCUGGUGUUACGUGUGUUGUAUCCCCCUCCCCGUUCUAUACCCUCGUAGAUCUCUCUUCCCUACCUGUAUUGCCCAGUCUGAUUUGUAGUGUGUAAUAGCCAACCUCCCAACCCAUGCCAUGUAACAUGUCGUUCAUACGUAUGCAUACUGUACUACCUGUAUAGGCUUUCGAUAAAAGCUAUAUAUGCCUUCACCACUGUGUCGUGGGUCCCUGGAUCGAUUAUGUCAUUACAGUAGACCCCAAAUGUAACGUUACGUCAUCACUUUCUUGAUUGGACGCGUCGUGCCCGC
Molecule: messenger RNA, 1537 nt
Organism: Laetiporus sulphureus 93-53
Lineage: Eukaryota; Fungi; Basidiomycota; Agaricomycetes; Polyporales; Laetiporaceae
Exons: 2
Coding region: 147-1100 (317 amino acids)
Source: RefSeq, a predicted model, not a curated record